Zingiber officinale is the source of this 2927-nucleotide messenger RNA. RefSeq names its product probable receptor-like protein kinase At5g61350. The record is from RefSeq and is a predicted model, not a curated record. The coding region runs from base 137 to 2686 and encodes 849 amino acids. Gene Ontology annotation, cellular component: plasma membrane; plasmodesma. Gene Ontology annotation, biological process: protein autophosphorylation. The transcript has a single exon. Gene Ontology annotation, molecular function: transmembrane receptor protein tyrosine kinase activity; ATP binding. NCBI's taxonomy places the organism in Eukaryota, Viridiplantae, Streptophyta, Magnoliopsida, Zingiberales, Zingiberaceae.
AAGUGGGGCUCUCGUUUUUGAACCAAGCCUGGCUUCUCUCGAUCAUUUCCAUCUCCGCCGUGGAUCUUCCUCCCCAUGCACGUCGGCGGACGCCAUUGCUGCGGCAGUUGAGCUUCCGCUGCUUAACUGAGGCCCUAUGUCGACGCAUGGGGCGGAGAAGCUCGCAUCGUUGUUACUGCUCCUCCUCUCCCUUGGCCGUGGCGGAGCUCAGGAGUCGGCGCCGACGGCCGUCAAGUUCACGCCGGCGGAUAACUACCUGAUCGACUGCGGCUCCCCGAAUAGCACCCAGCUCGGCGAUGGCCGUGUCUUCCGGUCCGAUCCCCAGUCGACGUCCUUCCUUUCCACCGAUCGGGAUAUCAUGGUCUCUGCCGCCGGCGACGGCGUCGGUGCUACUCCGAUUCUGCCGUUGUUCCUCAAUGCCCGCGUCUUCACAGAUCGUUCUUCCUAUAGCUUUGAUGUCUCCAAGCCUGGCCGCCACUGGCUCCGCCUCUACUUCUACGCCUUCGCCUGCGCCGGCUACAACCUCACCUCCUCUGUUUUCGCCGUCCAAACCGACGAAGUAGUUCUCCUCUACGACUUCAGCCCGGAGUCCCCAGUCGUCAAGGAGUACCUACUCGCCGUCGCCGAUGACCGCGUCUCCCUCGUUUUCGUCCCCAAGAAGGGCUCCCUUGCCUUCAUCAACGCCAUAGAGGUCGUUUCGGCGCCGGACAACCUCAUCGCUGACUUCGCCCAUGGCAUCGCCCCUGCCGCUCAGUUCCGCGGCGUGUCUGAGUUGGACCUCGAGGUCGUCUGUCGACUCAACGUCGGCGGGCCGUCGAUCUCACCGGCGAAUGACACGCUGGGGAGGACGUGGCUUCCCGACGGCCCGUUCCUGAAAGUCCCCGCCGCCGCUCAGAGCGUGGCAGUGCCGACCCAGGCAGUGAGGUACGCCGACGACGGGUCGGUAACGCCGCUGAUCGCUCCGAGCACCGUCUACGCCAGCGCCGACGCGAUGGCGAACUCGAACACGGAGGAUCCCAGCUUCAACAUCUCGUGGCUGGUGCCCGCCGACGCGACGUUUUCAUAUCUUGUUCGAUUGCACUUCUGCGACAUCGUCAGCCAGAGCCUCAAUUCGCUCUACUUCAACGUGUACAUCAACGAGCUGUUGGCCGCCUCAACAUUCGACCUGUCGUCGCUGACCUCCGGCCUCGCCAUAGCCUACUACAAGGACUUUGCGGUCAACGCCACCACCAUCACCAACGGAACCCUUCUCGUGCAGGUAGGGCCGCUUCCCGACUCCGGCGGGGCCCCGCCCAACGCCAUACUCAAUGGCCUCGAGGUCAUGAAGAUGAGCAACGCGGCAGGGAGCUUGGACGGGCAAUUUGCGGUCGACGGGUCCACCAAGGGCGUCGCGAUGAUGGUGGUAUCAAGGGUCGGGCUUGGGUUGGGCGCGUUAACCUUGGCCGCGGCGGCGGCGGCGGCAUUAUACCGGUCUAGGAAGCGGCCGGAAGAAUGGGAGAGGAAGAACAGCUUCUCGCCGUGGUUCCUUCCGCUCCAUGCGGGCCAGUCGAGCUUCAUGAGCAAAAGCAGCAGCAGCAGCAAGAUCCGGAGCUUCCGGAGCCGCUUUGGAUCAAACAGGAGCAGGAGCGGCUACUCCGGCGUGUUCUCCUCCGGCAGCAUAGGCGUGGGUAGGAUUUUCACCUUCGCCGAGAUACGGGAGGCCACCAAGAACUUCGACGAGAAGGCCGUGCUGGGCGUCGGCGGAUUCGGGAAGGUUUACCUCGGCACGCAGGACGACGGCACGAAGCUGGCGAUCAAGCGAGGUAAUCCGUCGUCGUCUCAGGGGAUCAACGAGUUCCAAACAGAGAUCCAGCUUCUGUCCAAGCUCCGGCACCGGCACCUGGUGUCGCUCAUCGGCUGCUGCGAUGAGAACAAUGAGAUGAUCCUGGUGUACGAGUUUAUGGCCAACGGGCCUCUGCGCGACCACCUCUACGGAGCGGACGCCGCCAAGAGCCUGCUCUCGUGGAAGCAGCGACUGGAGAUCUGCAUCGGCGCCGCGAGGGGGCUUCACUACCUCCACACCGGCGCCUCGCAGGGCAUCAUCCACCGCGACGUCAAGACCACCAACAUCCUGCUUGACGAGAACCUAGUCGCGAAGAUGGCCGACUUUGGGCUGUCGAAGGCGGCUCCGUCGCUGGAGCAGACGCACGUAAGCACCGCCGUGAAAGGCAGCUUCGGGUACCUGGACCCGGAGUACUUUCGGCGGCAGCAACUGACGGAGAAAUCGGACGUGUACUCCUUCGGGGUGGUGCUGUUCGAGGUGCUCUGUGCGCGGCCGGCCAUAAACCCGGCGCUGCCGAGGGAGCAGGUGAAUCUAGCGGAGUGGGCGAUGCACUGCCACCGCAAGGGGCAGCUGGAGAGCAUCAUCGACCCGCAUUUGGCCGGCGCCAUCAACGCCGCCUCGUUGAAGAAGUACGUGGAGGCGGCGGAGAAGUGCCUGGCCGACCACGGGGCCGACCGGCCGACCAUGGGCGACGUCCUCUGGAACCUCGAGUACGCGUUGCAGCUGCAGGACGCCAUCAUGGAACACCCCGAAGAAGGGCAAGAGAAGGAGGACUCCGAUUCCUUAAGCAAAGGAGACGAAGGAUACGCCAUGAUCAACGAUAACUCUGCCCCCAUUGCUGGCCCACUGUUUCAAGGGAGGUGAACUCUUCUAACCAGAUUUUACACGAAGAACGCAGAAGAAUUCUUUUUUUGGUCUUUGUUUUUGUUUUUGUUUUUGUUGUGUGAAUAUCAACACUACGUAAUUUGCUUGAUUUACAUAUUUAUUUCUUGUCUGGUUGUCUUUAUUUUCCAAAUGAUCAGGCACUGUGUUGCUUGUGUUCUUAUCUUUUGUUUCAACUCAUUUAGAAUCAUUAUUGAACAAUUCGCAAUAACAAAACUUGGAU